Messenger RNA from Centropristis striata (black sea bass), 1935 nucleotides. It is a transcript of the gene slc35d2, whose product is annotated as solute carrier family 35 member D2. The coding region runs from base 88 to 1098 and encodes 336 amino acids. The transcript has 12 exons. Lineage: Eukaryota; Metazoa; Chordata; Actinopteri; Perciformes; Serranidae. Gene Ontology annotation, molecular function: antiporter activity; GDP-fucose transmembrane transporter activity. Gene Ontology annotation, cellular component: Golgi apparatus. The record is from RefSeq and is a predicted model, not a curated record.
CCGUGCGCGUCCGCGCGACCGCUACAAAACUGAAAGUAUUUCCGUGAUUUAACAGGUGUCUCACAGGUGUCUUAAUAGUAUCUGACGAUGUCUGCCAACGGCUGCCAAGAAACCGCUGAACACUCCGCUCUGCUCAGGCUGCUCUCUGCCCUGUUUUACGCCGGCAGUUCGUUUCUUAUCACGGUGGUGAAUAAAACUGUGCUGACGAGCUUCAGGUUUCCCUCCUACAUGUGUCUGGGAAUUGGCCAGAUGAUCACCACCCUUGUUGUCCUUUAUGCUGCCAAAAUGAGUAAAAGAGUCCAGUUUCAAGAUUUUGACAGAAGUAUUCUCUUAAAAAUUUUCCCUCUUCCUUUGCUGUAUUUUGGGAACCAUAUAACAGGACUGGCAAGCACAAAAAAACUCAGUUUACCAAUGUUUACAGUAUUGCGGAAAUUCACCAUAUUGAUGACAAUGAUCUUGGAAGUAUAUAUUCUAAGAAAAACAUUCCCUAAACGCCUUGUGUACAGUGUUAUGGCUAUAGUUUUUGGCGCCAUGAUUGCUGCAAGUUCUGACCUGGCCUUCGAUGUAGAGGGCUACACUUUCAUCCUGCUCAACGAUGCCUUCACUGCUGCCAGCAGCGUGUACACCAAGAAGAAACUUAGUACCGAGGGCCUUGGGACAUAUGGUGUCCUUUUUUACAAUGCACUGAUCAUUGUCAUCCCCACUGUGUUGGCAAGUGCAUUAACUGGAGAUUUUCACAAGGCAGUCACAUUUGAGGACUGGGUUGAAUUCCCUUUUGUUUUUUGUUUCCUCAUGUCCUGCUUCAUGGGGUUUGUGCUGAUGUAUUCCAUAGUCCUGUGCAGCUAUUAUAACUCAGCACUUACUACCACAGUAGUGGGGGCAAUAAAGAAUGUUGCAGUAGCCUAUAUUGGCAUCUUUGUGGGUGGAGACUACCUGUUCUCUUGGACAAACUUCCUAGGUCUCAGCAUUUGUAUGUCAGGUGGACUCAUGUACUCAUAUCUCACCUUUAACCACAAAUCUGGAAGUAACGCAGAAGCAGCUCAAGAGCUAAAGAUUCACACCACUGAAGAUUCUACAAGGAAGUACUCUGUAAUCUAAAGGGACAAUAUUUUAGCAUUCACCACUUGGUGGCGUUGUUUAGCUCCAUAUUGGAGCAUAGUAUUGCGUCUACACUUUUUAUUCUAUUUUUGUUUAUUUAAAAUUAAUUAAUUGAUUUCCAUGGAUGUCACUGGUGCUAUCUGUUUCACUCAACAUCUCAACCAAGACUGAAUGAAUUGACAAGUUCACAUAAUUCUGGGUCAGGUUCAGUGAAUGUUUAUUGAAUUAUAUAACAGUGUGGACAGCCUGUCAGAGAAAUCUUACCUUUUAACAUGUGUAAUAAAAUGUCUACCAAGCAAGCAGGAUCACUCUAAACAUGUCACGAACAUGAAAACUGCUGGAGGAUGUUAGCGGAGGGGAAAACUGAAACUAAAAUUCAACUUCAAAGCUCUCCGUAAAUUGUGCACACUCAAUUUUCUAAAAAACACAAUGUGUAUAUAUUAAAUGCCAUAAUCUUCUCAAACCACAAAAAGGACUAAGGGUUAGAAAUGCUUCAAAAUAUACUAUAAUUGGGUACAAAUAAAUCAUUUGGUGUUUUGAUUAUCAACAAUUCACUUGCCUUCCAGUUUCACCGUAACUCCAUAAGGGUCAUUUGUAAAUCAAACAUAUUCAAACAUCACAGCUAGAGUGACAGAGUGACAGGUUGUUGGUGCGAAUUUCCCAAAACAACCAGACCAGGGCAGCUAUGAGAGGCAUCAUACAGUGUUGAGGGAUGUAGUGUUGCUUAAAAACUUAAAAAAACAAAACAUAAAAACACCCAGCACUACAAAAAUCAGUUUAUCAAAAACAGGUGCCAUUUUUCUGGACACAUACAACAAAGCUAAUCUUAAAUGCAUU